CUUUUAUCUGCCAGCUCCGCCGACCCGGCCCCCGCGGCCCUCCCAGCUCGGCUCCGGCUCAGGUACGGGGCUGCCAAGACGGGGAGGCCUGGCUGGCCGCAGACGAGGGUGCUCUCCACGGGGCGCGGCGGGGCUGCGGGGCUGCGGGGCUGGACGUGGAAAGAGCAAGGCUCCGCGGGGCAGGGGCGGACUUGGGACCCGGGGAAGACAGGCAGGACGCGGAGCCGGAGGGGAGCACCUGGGCUAAGUGAGAGGACGCCCGCCCGGGGAAGCAGCCAGCGGAGGGCGCAGGAAGGAGGAGCUCGCUGGAUGGGGGCGUCUUGGGAAGGGUGGGAGGAGCAGAAGGAGCACGGCUGAGGAGGAUGCGGAUGGGGGCCUGAGAGCCUGUUUGUCCAGUGAGCAGGGGAGGGGAGGGCUGCUUGGAGAAAAUGAAGGAUGGAGGGCAGGGAGUGGGUAGGGGCGUCUGGCCCGGGCAAGGCCGCUGCCUUCCUGGAGCAGGACAGUCAGGGAGCUCACUGCUUUCUGGAGGAGGAAUGUAGGUGAGACCGGGACAGGAAGGGGUAUGGGUGCCCAGAACCGGCUGAUGUGAAGGAGUCCCACUUAGGGAUCCAGGAACAGUGGGAAUAGCACUGCUGGGGGCCAAGAGGGGCACUUGCUCCAUGGGCCCAAGCAGUCUAGACACCUUGGGGGAUGAGGGAGCCUCCCCUGGUGUCAGGAGAGCCUGGGGGUCCCCCACACACAGUGAGGGAAGGGGAAAACCCACAGCACUUGCCUCAAGGCUGCAGGUUUUGAAGACCUUCAGAAAUUUCCCUGUAGCAGCCCCUGGAGGAGGCCUGUGGGGCUAGGUCAAGCCAAGGCCUCGGAGUCUGAACAGUUCGAUGGAUUCGGAGUCUGGCUGCUCCUGGGUGGACAGCCCAGGACCCCAAGUCUGAGCUCCUAUCGGAGAGAGGGACCCAGCCUCUAGUCAUGAGGCCUGUGCUACCUCUGGGUCCUUUUGUUGAGAGGCUGCCCCUCUCCAGCCUUAGUUUCUCUGUCCAGAGGGUUCCUUGCUGGUCAGCAGUGCAGCUCAGGUCCUUUUUCUGUGCCCCAUGCUGGGUGACUAUAGCUCGUUCACCCAACCUCUCUGGGCCUAAGAGAUUCCCCCUCCUCAGAGCAGCUGUAAGUCUCAGCUCCACAGAAUACUUUCUUUAAGAAUUGCUUUUUCAGGCCAUCUGUGGGAGCUCACACUUAUAAUCCCAGCGCUUUGGGAGGCUGAGGUGAGAGGAUGGCUUAAGCCGUGAGUUCAAGGUUGCAGUGAGCUGAGAUGGUGCCACUGUACUCCAGCCUGGGGGACAGAGCAUAGACCCUGUUUAAAAAAAAAAAAAAAAGUCUGGGCAUGGUGGCUCACACCUGUAAUCCCAGUACUUUGGGAGGCCGAGGCAGGCGGAUCACCUGAGGUUGGGAGUUUGAGACCAGCCUGACCAACAUGGAGAAACCCCAUCUCUACUAAAAAUACAAAAUUAGCCGGGUGUGGUGGUGCAUGCCUGUAAUCCCAGUUACUCAGGAGACUGAGGCAGGAGAAUCGCUUGAAGCCGGGAGGCGGAGGUUGCAGUGAGCCGAGAUCUUGCCAUUGUACUUCAGCCUGGGCAACAAGAGUGAAACUUUGUCUCAAAAAAUAAAAAAAGAAAAGAAAAGAAUUAGGCUGGGCACAGUGGCUCAUGAUUGUAACCCCAGCACUUUGAGAGGCCAACGCAGGAGGAUUGCUCAAGCCCAGGAAUUCAAGACCAGCCUGGGCAACAUAGUGAGACCUUGUCUCUACACAUAAUAAAAAAAUUAGCCAGGCGUGGUGUUGUGUGCCUGUGGUCAGGGCUACUCAGGAGGCUGAGGUGGGAGGAUGGCUUGAGCCUGGGCAGUUGAGGCUGCAGUGAUGGCUGCACUGCACUUCAACCUGGGGACAGAGUGAUACCCUAUCUCAAGAAAAGAAAUAGUUACUUAUUUCAUUCUGAUCACAUUUUCCAGUACAAAUACAUGGAGGUCCCAAGUGCCAAAGUUACAAAAAAAAAAAACAGUUUCUGUUCAGUUUUGGAAGACAUGUAGGGACUUUUUCUUUAAACACUUUGGACCAAGUUGGGGAGUUAGCCUGCAUUGAGGGAGGUGACCCAGUUGCUAAGAGACUGGGAGGCCAGCCAGGGAUGAAAACUUUGCCUGUAUAAUCUGUGGUCACCACUGGGUGCCUGGGAGUUACCCACGGUGGACAAAGGGCAAGAGCGCUGGUUUUGGAGUCAGAUAGAUGUGCUCUGCCCUCCCGCCUCCAGGGCUGGGCUCCCAGGUUGGCUGUGGAUCCAGAGAGUUGUGAGGGAGAGGUAAAAUGUGUGUGAAAGUUCUUGGUAAACACCCAGCCACUAUAUAUUAUGAGUGGUAGCACCUAAUCUCCUUAAUGAUAUUUCAGGUGCCAUAUUGGGUCAUCCUCACUAAAGACCCUUCAAGAGGGUUUUCCUCCAAUAGCCCCAGUAUUAACAUUGGUCUGGCCUUAUUAUUUGUAUCUAAUGGGGUUAGACUUUCCCUUCCAUGCUGAGAAAAAGUUGUCUUUAAGAGAAUGUGCUGAACAAUCAGGGCCCAGAAAGGCAACAACGAAUAUUUUGCAUGCCAAGAAGGAGGCAAAAGAGGAAGUGGAAUUGUACCCAAAUAAUGCUUAUAAUAGGUGUUAUUUAGCUGAGCUGUAAGCUCCAGGAGGGCAGGGUAUUAAUAUAUUGAGGUGUUGGCUGAGCACUGUGGCUCACUCCUAUAAUCUCAACACUUUGGGAGGCCAAGGUGGGAGGAUGACUUGAGACCAGGAGUUCGAGACCAGCCUGGGCAACAUAGCAAGACCUCGUCUCUACACAUAAUUUAAAAAAAUAGGCAUGGUAGCGUGCGCCUGUGAUUCCCAACUACUCAAGAGGCUGAAGAAGGAUCACCGGAGACUGGGAGGUCAAGGCUGCAGUGAGCUGUGUUUGCACCACUGCACUCCAGCCUGGGGGACAGAGCAUGACCCUGUCUCAAAAAAAAAAAAAAAAAAAAAAAAUCCUGUGGUGUUACCAUUGGUAUGAAUUCCCUGGGCUGUUAGUUCUGCGAGGGCAGUGGUUUAAAUGGCUCUGUCACUGAGGAAGCUGCAGCGCCUGGCACAUAGGAGGCCUAAAGUAAAUAUUCUUGGACUGUCCCAGGGCCUAAGGGCCCUUGGAAGUCACUGGUGAAUUUACUCUCUCCUUUGACAUUUGGAGAAACAGGGCCAAGAGGGGAGGGGACUUGUCCAAGGUCACACAGGGAUUGAGUGGCUGAGUCAGGACGAGAAUCCCACAGAAACGGCAGAGCCAGCACUGUGCCAGAGCCAACACCUGGCAUCCAUGGCUUUGUUUUGCUUCCACAAGAGCCCAAGAGGCAGCUAUUUUAAUCCUCUGAUUCCAAAAGGAAACAAGCUCAGAGAGGUUGAGGGACUGUUGCAGAGUCACACAGCAGGUGAAUUCCAGACCCGAAAUUUCAUCCUCACAUAAAAAUGAGGCCUGUGGCGUCUCUUGAAACAGCCUGCCGGAGAGCCUGCAGAGAUUAGUGGAGGAUGUCCACCACCAGGGCAGCAGUCUUCUCCAGUUCUCCAGGCUCACUACCUGGCUGGCUUCCCUCCAGGCUGGAUCUUCCUAGGCCCUGUGGGCAUUUGUGUGGGUGAGCCCGUUGGGGCAGGGAGCCUGUCUGCUUCAUUUUCUGUGUGCCCCAGCACACAGAAUGCCUGGGUAGCGUUGAGGCUGGCAUAUAGUAUAAGCACUGAGUGAAAUCUGUGAGAUGGGGGUAACCCAGGGCUCUCCCUCUCCAUAAGCCCAUUUUCCACCACCUCCCUGCAGCCUGGUCUGUUUUGCCCCACGGGUGUUAUGGGAACCUUUGACAGUGUGUAUCCUUGGAGAGCAGGCUGGGGCUUGCAAGCCUUCGUUAAGGAGAGAGGUGAGGAGGGCUGACCUUGAGUUGAGGAAUAUGAAUUGGGAGGGGUGAGGAAGUGGAGGGGAGGGGAAGGGAGGAAGGAGCGGCUCAGGCUGACAGAGGCACUCCCACUGGAGCCCUGGAGAUCGCACUUCAGAGGUUCAGCCAACCCAGAAGACUCCCAAACCUUCUGCAAGACAUGUCCAGGCCAGACCAUAUGCCAUUUGGAUCACCUGCUAAUUUGGUUCACCCUCUUGUGCCCUCGUGCUCUCCAGGGCUUCUGAGCUGCUGGAGUUGAGGCCCCUUCCCCUGGGACUGUCACUGCUUAGCCACAUCUCUUGGGCCUGUGGGUAAGCACCAAUUUACAGGGCUCUGUGAAUUCAAAACAGUUACUCUGAAUGGUCUUUGCUAAGAACAAUUUAAUGAUUAAGUAAGGUCAGUGUCCUUGGAAGUCCAAACUCUAGCCAGAUUUCCCUGGUCUACACCCCUAGGGAUAAGGUAAAUGUUUAAGCACACAGUGAACUUCCUGAGGCCCCCAAAUCUAAUGGAACUAGCUAUUGAGGGCUAAAAGAGGAUGGUUUUUUUAGAAAACUCGAAGCAAAUCUCUCAGGCUGGGGAUAUUUCAAAGACUACUACUAUUAUUAUUAAUAACAAUUGCAAUAUUUGUUGAGUCCCUAAAUGAAGCUAAAACUUUGUUCUAAUAAAUUUAAUCUUUACAGCAACCUAUGAGGUAGAUAAUAUUGUCAUUCCCAUGAGGGAGCUAAGGAUCAGAGAAGUGGACAGGAACCACUGAAGUUUGCCUGACACCAUCAACCAGGCCCUAGUCACCUGGCUUUGCCUUUGCCCUGCUGUGUGAUCUUAGCUCCCUGCCCAGGCCCACAGCCAUGGCCAUGGCCCAGAAACUCAGCCACCUCCUGCCGAGUCUGCGGCAGGUCAUCCAGGAGCCUCAGCUAUCUCUGCAGCCAGAGCCUGUCUUCACGGUGGAUCGAGCUGAGGUGCCGCCGCUCUUCUGGAAGCCGUACAUCUAUGCGGGCUACCGGCCGCUGCAUCAGACCUGGCGCUUCUAUUUCCGCACGCUGUUCCAGCAGCACAACGAGGCCGUGAAUGUCUGGACCCACCUGCUGGCGGCCCUGGUACUGCUGCUGCGGCUGGCCCUCUUUGUGGAGACCGUGGACUUCUGGGGAGACCCACACGCCCUGCCCCUCUUCAUCAUUGUCCUUGCCUCUUUCACCUACCUCUCCUUCAGUGCCUUGGCUCACCUCCUGCAGGCCAAGUCUGAGUUCUGGCAUUACAGCUUCUUCUUCCUGGACUAUGUGGGGGUGGCCGUGUACCAGUUUGGCAGUGCCUUGGCACACUUCUACUAUGCUAUCGAGCCCGCCUGGCAUGCCCAGGUGCAGGCUGUUUUUCUGCCCAUGGCUGCCUUUCUCGCCUGGCUUUCCUGCAUUGGCUCCUGCUAUAACAAGUACAUCCAGAAACCAGGCCUGCUGGGCCGCACAUGCCAGGAGGUGCCCUCCGUCCUGGCCUACGCACUGGACAUUAGUCCUGUGGUGCAUCGUAUCUUCGUGUCCUCCGACCCCACCACGGAUGAUCCAGCUCUUCUCUACCACAAGUGCCAGGUGGUCUUCUUUCUGCUGGCUGCUGCCUUCUUCUCUACCUUCAUGCCCGAGCGCUGGUUCCCUGGCAGCUGCCAUGUCUUCGGGCAGGGCCACCAACUUUUCCACAUCUUCUUGGUGCUGUGCACGCUGGCUCAGCUGGAGGCUGUGGCACUGGACUAUGAGGCCCGACGGCCCAUCUAUGAGCCUCUGCACACGCACUGGCCUCACAACUUUUCUGGCCUCUUCCUGCUCACGGUGGGCAGCAGCAUCCUCACUGCAUUCCUCCUGAGCCAGCUGGUACAGCGCAAACUUGAUCAGAAGACCAAGUGAAGGGGGAUGGCAUCUGGUAGGGAGGGAGGUAUAGUUGGGGGACAGGGGUCUGGGUUUGGCUCCAGGUGGGAACAAGGCCUGGUAAAGUUGUUUGUGUCUGGCCCACAGUGACUCUCUGUGCACGACUCAACUGCCAAGGGCAUCACUGGCCAAUUCUUGGAUUUAGGGAUUGGCUAGGAGUUGCUGGGGUCCACUCCUGGGCCUGCCCCAGCUCCUUGCCCAGGGAGAGGGAAAGAGUUAACGGUGUGGGCCACUCCAGCUUGCCCUUCCACUGCCACUCACUGGGGUGAGGCUGGGGGUCAGCUUGGUGAGGAUUGGGGCUUCUAGAUUGUCUAGGCAGGAGGUGAAACUUAGGCCAGAGUCAGAUUUGAGCUGAGCCAGGGGAGGCCUUGGCAACCUACUUCUACUCAGAUUUCAUUGCUGGAUGCGGAAGGGGUAGGCCCAAAAUAUAUACAGGAUCUUACUGUCCCUUGAAGCCCAGCCACAAGUGUUGGAGCUGCAGAGAGACCCCAAAGGUAGUAGAUUGUGCCAGAUACAAAUGGGUCCCAUCCAGUGCUUCAUACUCCUUCAGUCACUAUCCCAGACAGUGAGCCCCAGAUCUCCUAGCUCUGGCUUCUGUGUCCCACACGGCCUGUUCCCAGCUUCUCUCCUGGUUCCCUUGUUACGGAUUCAUUUAUCCAUUCAGUGUUUCCUGGGCCUCUGCUCAGAGGCAGGUCACCACUGGGCCCUGUGGAUCAAUGCAAGAUGACAAAGGCUUUUUUUUUUUUUUUUUUUUUUUUUUUUUUUGAGGAGUUUCGCUCUUGUUGGCUAGGCUGGAGUAAAAUGGUGCGAUCUCGGCUCACUGCACCUCCGCCUCCCAGGUUCAAGCGAUUUUCCUGCCUCAGCCUCCCGAGUAGCUGGGGUUACAGGCAUGCACCACCAUGCCUGGCUAAUUUUCUGUAUUUUUAGUAGAGACGGGGUUUCUCCAUGUUGGUCAGGCUGGUCUUGAACUCCUGACCUCAGGUGAUCUGCCCGUCUCGGCCUCCCAAAGUGCUGGGAUUACCGGCAUGAGCCACUGCGCCUGGCCGACAAAGGCUUUGAUAUCAGAAUGAACUGUCAAGGGAGGUGCUGGAGAGGGAUUAACCUGUGCUGCCUGGGACCCUCAGGGUCUUAGGUUGGGGAGUGUGAAUAGGAGUUUGCAGAUGGAGAAUAGGAAGGGCAUUCCAGGCAGAGGGAAACCUGUGCAGAGACCAAGAGGUGUGGAAGGAAAAGUGGGGUUGGGGCUGGGUGGUCUGGAUUAUGGCCUGGAUGCAAUAAAGUACUGUGACAGUAGCCA
Messenger RNA from Homo sapiens (human), 7161 nucleotides. It is a transcript of the gene PAQR7, whose product is annotated as progestin and adipoQ receptor family member 7. Gene Ontology annotation, biological process: nuclear receptor-mediated steroid hormone signaling pathway. The transcript has 3 exons. Lineage: Eukaryota; Metazoa; Chordata; Mammalia; Primates; Hominidae. The record is from RefSeq and is a predicted model, not a curated record. Bases 4806 to 5846 code for a protein of 346 amino acids. Gene Ontology annotation, cellular component: plasma membrane; membrane.